ACUGCAUGAUGUACCAUGAGGUCUUCAUCCGACGGCUCAGGUAGCUGGAUCGCAAGAUCUCACCUCACGUGCUCAUCCCAUGCUAGUCGUCCCCUGCAUUUCCCUUUCUCCUCACCCUCACUCCCGAGCCGAACGCCGCCACCGUCCCCGAUCUCUGGCCGCUGCCUCCUCCGGCGACUGGAUCCGGAUCCCCCGCCCCCAAAACCUCCGCCGAGCCCCGAGCGUAGGGACCCCGCCGCCCCGUACCACUACCCCGCGCCCACCCCCGCUCCACCCGAGCCCCGACCGCACGGACGCCUCCGCCCCUUCCCACCAACUCCGGCUCCAUCCUUCACGCCACCGAAGCCGACGACGCUGCCUCCCCCCCGAUCCAACUCUGCCCCGAGCCCCAACCGCUGCAGCACUCCGACGCCCACGCCACCUCUGCCCGCUUUCCGUCAAGCUCAGAUGGUGACGGCGGUGAGGGCACUUGGGCUCGCCGGACGAGCGCUGCUGCGACCGGUUGCCUCAACAGGAACCCAACGGCUGCUGUCGACUGACAAGAACUCACUGCAGGGCCUUACGAACGGCGAUCCGGUGAGCCGCCUCAUGCAAACACGGAAGCAGAAUGACAGCAUUUACCGUCGCUUUGCUGAAAACGAUUUCACAGGCGGCGGUAGCAGGUCUGGCCGAUUAAACAUGGAAAUAACGUGGACAGCGGCUCUGCGAGUAAAGAUAGAUGUUCUACGCAUCACACCCAAGGAGAAAAAGACCUUUGUGACCGUUAAGGACGUCAAGGAGAACAGGAAGGCCCGGGCUUCUGCUGGCUGCUUGGAGGAUCGAAAAGGGCGGUCUCGUCUUGCUCGGUAUGCCGGUGAAGCAACAGGGGAACACAUGGGGCGAUCCGCCAGCAAGAUUGGCCUCAAAUCAAUUGUCGUGAAAGUGAAAGGAAGUUCCUUUUUCAGGAAGAAGAAGAAAGUGCUCUUGAGCUUUGCAGCCGGUUCCCGUGGUGCAAGAGUGAGGAGCCCUUCUCCUAAAUAAGGUUAACAAUAGACCUGCAGGAACAAGCAAGAAGAGUGAAAAUCAAUAUCCUGCCCGAAGGAGAAGCAAAAAAGAUCGACUGGUUCCCUAAUAACAUCAUGAGCCUACAAGUAUUUAUGAUUAUUAGCCAGUCUUAGAUCGACUCUUGUAAGACAUAACCAUUUUGUCAUUUCCUGUAAUCCUGCUGAAUUGAUGGCUUUGUUUUGAUACGACAUUUUUGCAGUUCCCUCUUUUUGUGGAUUAUUCCUUGUUUAGAGCACUGCAAGUGUAUGUGUUGAGAUGCUACUAAGCAGUAAUGUUAGGAUGCAAACUUGUUAUCUCA
Aegilops tauschii subsp. strangulata is the source of this 1342-nucleotide messenger RNA. NCBI's taxonomy places the organism in Eukaryota, Viridiplantae, Streptophyta, Magnoliopsida, Poales, Poaceae. The record is from RefSeq and is a predicted model, not a curated record.